Molecule: messenger RNA, 2253 nt
Organism: Leptosomus discolor (cuckoo roller)
Lineage: Eukaryota; Metazoa; Chordata; Aves; Leptosomiformes; Leptosomidae
Source: RefSeq, a predicted model, not a curated record
AUAAGAAAAAAUAUGACAGAAGUCAGAGAAAAGCAAGUGCAAGUGAUUUUCAAGAAGUCAGAAAAAACAAGUGCAGAUGAUUUUGAAGUUCAGGAUUUUCUCAAGAAGAAGAAGAAAAAAAGAAAGCACAAAGAAUACAGUGAGAAACAUGAAAAUGAUGAAAGUAUACAAAAUGUAGAGCUUGACCGUGCUUCUCCACUGCUGUUUGAGGAUCGAGUAGUACAGAGUGGUGAAGGCUGUAAAAAGAAGAAAAAAACAAAAAACAAGAGGGAGAAGCAAGAGUCUUUGUUAGAUAAUUCUUGCGUAGGACUGGAACUUGAAACUAGUACUGAAACUGGAGUGGAUGCUUCCGAAAAGAAAAAGAAAAAGAAAAAAAAAAAGCGGAAAUAUAAUGAUAGUACAGAUGAGCAAAAUGAUGUCGCAGUAAGUCUGCAUAGCACCGAUAAUUGUCAGGAGAUUGAUGCUGAUUACGUUUCUUUAAAACAAUCUGUUAAGAAGAAAAGAAAAGAAAAAUUGCCUGAAGAGGAUGAGGUACCUGAGCUGCCUACCUCAGAAACGCACGAUACAAACGACAAUAAAAGAUCAAAGAAGAAGAAGAAGAAAAGAAGCAGCAGUACCCAGGGUAAGAAGAAAAAGAAAAGAGGCAGCAGUACCCAGGGUAUGCAGGAAGACAUCGAUGUCACUGUUGACCAGUCACUAGUGUCGUCUCCAGAGAGAAACCAGCCAGGGGAAGACACAGUCUUGUCAUUACCAACAGAAGAGGGUGGUGCAGCAACACCCCAGCAAUGGCUUGAAGAUGGUGAGGGUGUUCCUGCUCCUGCCACGAGUGAAGAUUCUACGGAUGUACCUGCUAAUUUUUCUAAGCCAACUAAAGCAGCUGAUCGAUUGCCUCAAAAAACGCCGGUGCGUGCUAGAAAGGCGAAAAAAAGCAAGGCUUUUGUCACGGAAGAAAGCUCUUCAGAAUCUGAUGUAAUGACACCAGAACCUUCUGCAUCAAAUAGAAAUAAGGACCAGGAUAGUUCUGUUGCUGAAACUGCAGCCUCUGAUGAGCUUAGUCUGGAUGAUGAAGAGUACCUGGACUAUACCGUGUGUCCAGUUGUGGAUUUGGAUACUGCAAGACAAGAAUUGGAAGAGUUUAUUCCUCAUGUGAGGAGUAUAUCGGACAGUUCAAUCAGGAAAAUGGCUGGAAGAGACCUAACGAGGUUUAAACAGUUUAAAAAAAAGGGUAUUGCUGUCAAGUUUGGCAGAUUUUCCCAGAAGGAAAAUGAUCAGAUCCGGAAAAAUAUUGAAGAGUUCUUAUCUAUAACUGGAAUAGACAGUCCUGAAAAACUCCUGUUUACCUCGAGGUAUCCGGAAGAUAAAGAAAGUAUCAGUCGCCUAAAAGCAGAACAUCUUUUUUGUGAAAAACUUUCUGAGGGCAUACCGCGACCCUGGAGGCUGAUAUAUUACCGAGCAAGGAAGAUGUUUGACCCAAAUAAUUAUAAAGGGAGGUAUACUAAGGAAGAAAAAGAAAAAUUAAAGAAGUACCAUGCUAUGCAUGGCAAUGAUUGGAAGAAGAUUUCUGAGAUGAUGUCCCGUUCUAACCUCUCAGUUGCUAUGAAAUACUCUGAAAUCAAGUCAGCUAUUAAUUAUGGUCCUUGGUCAAAGGAAGAGACCCAGAAGUUAAUGCAUGCUAUGGAAGAGGUGAUUAGGAAAAGAGCGGAAGCGGAAGAUGCAAAUUCUCUUUCAUCAUCAGAAAAGUCAAACAGAGAUCUCUUGAUCGACCGAGAGAAACUGUACCAGAAGUUACCAUGGACUGAGAUUGAAGCUAAAGUGGGAACUCGAUAUUGGAGACAGUGUAAACAGAAAUGGACUACAAUUCUAACAAACAAGAUGACCAAAGGGCAGCAGUUAUAUAGGGGGACCAAAGGAUUACAGGCUAAGAUCAAUCUUAUUAAAAGGCUGUAUGAAAUGAAAGUGGAGGAUGCUAAUGAAGUAAACUGGGAAGAGCUCAGUAAUACUAUUGGAGAUGUCCCUAAAGCCUAUGUUCAAGCAAAAUUUUAUAAGCUAAAAGUCUCCUGUGUUCCUUUUUGGCAAAAAAAGACUUUCUCUGAAAUUAUCGAUUAUCUUUUUGAAAAGAAACUUCCAGAACUUGAAGAAAAGUUAGAAAAAAGCAAGGGGAAACAGCUGAGUUCUGACAAUUCAACAGCUGUGGAACAGAAGAAGGCUUUCAGACUUAGUGACAUCUUUGACUCCAGUGAAGAGAGUGAUUGA